Messenger RNA from Kwoniella shivajii, 1902 nucleotides. RefSeq lists its product as uncharacterized. The transcript has a single exon. Lineage: Eukaryota; Fungi; Basidiomycota; Tremellomycetes; Tremellales; Cryptococcaceae. The record is from RefSeq and is a predicted model, not a curated record. Bases 1 to 1902 code for a protein of 633 amino acids. Gene Ontology annotation, molecular function: protein binding.
AUGCAGAACGGAUCGCGAAAUGCACUCCAUGUGCUUCGUUUGGUGCUGCAUGAACGGCCAGCCUUGAAACAUCGACUAGCAUCAACGGCUGCUUUAGUUCGAGAUGCGGACACCCCUUCACUAUCAUCAUCAUCUUCAUCUUCGUCAGCAACAGCUUCAACAUCCUCCUCACCCUUCACUGUCGAGAGACCUGAUACACUUCAAUCCCAACUACUUCAUAACCCUUCAUUCCUUGAAUCUGAAUCAGAUGAAUAUGCUACCGCAUCAUUACUUUUACCAAAUAGACAAUUCGAUCCAGAGCCAAUACCUUGGCCUACGUUAUUCCCCCAUGAAAAUACAUUACCACCCCAAUCAAGAUUUUGUGAUCCCAUUUAUCGGUUGGUAGCUCAAGCAAGAUACAAAGAUGCUUUGAUGAUAUAUCAGGAAAUACUUUCACAUAAUCAAAGAGUUCAAAUGUCAAAACUGGGACAUUCAAUCAGGAUACAACAUCGACAUGAUUAUUUAAAUCCUGCUUUAGAAGCAUUUAAGAUGGGUGAUCAUAAAACAGCAUUAUUAUGGCUCAACGUUUAUCCUAAUAGACCUCCGACAUCGAAUCAUCCAGGUCUGAAAACCGUUUGGGAACCUGUAAUAGAUCUAUUUGUUAAUGUGAACGGAUCUUAUAGACAUGAUCCUGAAUUUUUGGAAGCUUUCUUGAUUCUAAUGGGAAGGAAAGGUUUAUUGCCCACCCUCUUACCUCCCUUAUUACCACAUUUAACAUUCGCUUUUCCACCUGAACAUUCAAAGAAGAUAUUGGAAAAUGCAAUCAAUACAUAUUGGAAAUUCACUACGUCCGGAAUAUCAGAAACAGAACGAGCUAAAUACCAAGAAGAAGUAGUCAGAUCACAAGAUGUUAGAUGGUGGGGAUCAUAUCUGAGAAAAUUGAUCAUUGCAGGAUGGAAAGAUGAAGCUAGACAUCUGGUGGAGAACAAACCUAUGCAAGGGGAGUGGGACGAGAUAACUCAAAAAAUCAUCAACGAGGAAUUGGAGGAUAUCACAGUAGAAAGAGUUUCAACGUUACAUUUGAAUGAUUCUACAGACAUGGUCAAACGCAUUCGAGCCGCAUUAUCCGAUCUUCCCACCCCGACAGAAAUGUCUACACUCAUUCGAGCUUUAUCACAUCCACUGAUCACACAUGAACAUCCAACACUACUUGAACGCUUCAAAUCUCGGUUCACUCAUCCACCCUCACUUCACCGAGCAAGAAAAUACCCUACCGUAAAGAGCCGAAUAUGGUUACAUGCCGAAAUGCUGAACUUGCAGCGUGAUGGGAGUCAUGACGAAGUCGUGCAACUCUUUAGAGAGAACUUCAUUUGGGCAGGAUUACCAGAUCAUUUUAAAUUGAAACAAAUACAAACUUCGAUAUCCAAAACUCAAGAGAAGUCGUAUCCUACGAUACAAGUAAUAACCUCACUGAUCCCUUCGCUACUCUAUACACUACCUCUACCGAGAUACAGACCUAUCCAAUCUUUCCAUGCCCAUUAUAUCGACUCCUCUUUGUCAUAUCCGCCUUCCCUUCGACCGAAUGCCACCACGCACGCUACGUUCCUGAGAGAACUCACACAUCACGGUGGAUCAUUGGCUGGACUCCGAGCUCUGCGAAGAAUGACAGAAGCGGGAAUAGUACCUGAAGAACAAGGCUACGCGGCUGUUUUAUACGCCUUGGCUGGCAGAAGACAGACCUUGAAGCUCUGGGCUUUACUGUCUCAGAUCGAGACUCAAGGAGUGGUUGGCCAAAGGACUUAUCGGGGUUUAGUCGCUAUUUUGAUCAAGACUGGCUUCACUGAAGACGCUGAAAAGAUAUUCUGGAGAGCCAGACAGAAACUAGGAAGAGAAGAUGUGUUUGAUGGCCUAGAACUCGAUUGA